Messenger RNA from Megalobrama amblycephala (Wuchang bream), 1205 nucleotides. RefSeq lists its product as uncharacterized. Gene Ontology annotation, molecular function: nucleic acid binding. The coding region runs from base 57 to 1205 and encodes 382 amino acids. Lineage: Eukaryota; Metazoa; Chordata; Actinopteri; Cypriniformes; Xenocyprididae. The record is from RefSeq and is a predicted model, not a curated record. The transcript has 2 exons.
AAUCGAAAUUAUGACUUAGCCUAUUGACUAAACGCUUACGUGACGCGCACGACAGGAUGAAUUGCGAACACAUUAAACAGUAUUUUGAUCGUGGUUAUACUAAUGAUGAAAUUCUUGCCGUGUUAGCGGAACGGCAUGGAAUAGCUCUGAGCAAACGCAGUCUUGAGAGGAUUUUGAGCAAGAAUAAGCUUUGGCGGAGAAAGAACAAAACAGAGGUGGCAGAGGUGGCAGCUUUCAUUGAACAGCAACUUCAAACAUCUGGCCAAUGUCAUGGCUAUAGAUGGAUGCACCAGAAAUGCUGGCUGAAUGGCAUUAUAACUGACAGGGAAACGGUGCGAGUUCUGCUGCGGCUUUUAGAUGGUGAAGGGGUUGAUUUGAGGUCAAGAAAUCGACUGAGGCGGCGUGUGUAUCAUAACCGUGGUCCUAACUUUGUCUGGCAUAUAGAUGGCUAUGAUAAACUGAAGCCGUUUGGAAUUGGAAUAAGCGGAUGUAUAGAUGGAUUUUCCAGGAGCAUGAUGUGGCUUGAGGCAUACAAGACCAACAGUGAUCCAAGACUUAUUGCUGGAUACUUCAUGGAUGCCGUAAUUAACGCUGGAGGUUGUCCUGCUAGAGUAAGGCUAGAUUUAGGAACAGAAAAUGUUCACGUGGCUGAGAUGCAAAGAUUUUUGACUUUUUCUGAGGAUCGACCUGAAACAGAUCGUGUUACUUUUGGCCCAAGCUCUGGAAACCAGCGCAUCGAAAGAUGGUGGCUCACUUUGCGAAGUGAAUGUGUCCAAUUUUGGAUCGACCUCUUUGACAAGCUGAGAGAAGACGGGCACUUCGCAGACACUUUUUUGGACAAAUCUUUGGUACAGUUCUGUUUCCUUAACAAAAUUCAGGAAGAGCUUGAUGACAUUGUCUUCGCUUGGAACAACCACAGAAUAAGGCCAGUCCACAACUCACGAUCACCGCAUGGCCGACCUUCCAUCAUGUAUGCUGUGUCUCAUCUAUAUGGAGCCACAGACCACCUGCAUCCAGUGUGUCUGGAGAAGGUUCAAGUCUGUUUAGAAGAGUGUGUUUUCAAGGACUUUCCAUGCGAAGAAGACAUUUUUAACAUAUGUGUUGAUCUUAUGUCAGAGCAUGAUUUGAACCUUAUGAACGAUGUGUUUGCAGAAGUGGACUUGUACAUAACUCUUAGGGAGCUAAUUAACAGUGAGUUGGACUAA